AUGAAUAAUUAUCCAUCUCUCGAUUCUUAUAUAAAUUUUGGUUUUAUAUCAAAAUUUUCUUAUUUCCUAAGUGAAGUGGGUGAGGGUGAUUACACAGAUAAGUUUUCCACUGAUCAAAUCUUCCUAUCACACGUCGAUUUAAUUGAAUGGGUUCGAAAGAUUGCAUCUGACACAACAACUGGUGAAGCUCGAAGAAAGACAUUCAUUUUGUUAGGUUAUGAAAGCAGUAGGAAGUAUAGGAAGUAUAAGCCCGAUGUUCAGCCUAAUGUGUCUAGCACAAGAAAAUGUGAGUGUCUGUUGAGGUUGAGGGGUAAACCUAAAGGACUAGGUUGGGUGUUAAAGGUUAUGUCUGGCUGUCACAACCAUGACUUAGCAGAGACUUUGGAUAGACAUCCUUUCAUGGGAAGGCUAAAUGCUGUUGAACAGUCAAUUCUUGUUGACAUGACUAAGAGUCAAGUAAAGAUCUCAAAUAUUCUUUUGACUAUCAAAGAAUAUAAUGAAGCUAACAUGACCACUAUAAAGCAAAUAUAUAACGUGAGUAGAUCUUUGGAUAAUUCUGAUGUGGUAAGUGAUGUGUUUUGGACACAUCCCGAUUCGGUGCACUUGUUGAAUUCAUUUAAUAUUGACUUCUUAAUGGAUACCACGUACAAGACGAACAAAUAUCGUGUUCCGUUGCUUGAGAUUAUUGGAGUCACAUCAACUGGUUUUACAUUCAGAGCCGCCUUUGCAUUGCAUUCAAGUGAACGCAAAAAUAAUUUCACUUGGGCAUUAGAAAGGUUCAAAGGAUUACUAUUGACAUCAGAGGGCGGUCCACGCGUUGUUGUCACUAAUAGAGAUCUUGCUUUGAUAAAUGUCAUUGCCAAUGUAUUUUCUGAAACGUAUCAAAUGAUUUUUUACAUUCCACAUUAUGAAAAACGUCAAAGCGAAAUGCAAGAUGUUAGUGGAUAA
This is a messenger RNA of Vigna angularis (adzuki bean), 948 nucleotides long. RefSeq names its product protein FAR-RED ELONGATED HYPOCOTYL 3-like. Bases 1 to 948 code for a protein of 315 amino acids. The transcript has 2 exons. The record is from RefSeq and is a predicted model, not a curated record. Lineage: Eukaryota; Viridiplantae; Streptophyta; Magnoliopsida; Fabales; Fabaceae.